Metarhizium acridum CQMa 102 is the source of this 531-nucleotide messenger RNA. RefSeq lists its product as uncharacterized. The record is from RefSeq and is a predicted model, not a curated record. NCBI's taxonomy places the organism in Eukaryota, Fungi, Ascomycota, Sordariomycetes, Hypocreales, Clavicipitaceae.
AUGGUACUGUUCCCCGAGGAUAGAAAGCUGAGCUUGGAAGCCUAUGACGUUGGGGCUGACGUCUCGACAGCGUAUGGGCUCGCCAUUGCAUACCUCCGACGGGCUUUAGAUAUGCAUCUGCCUGGCAAGAUUAAUUCUUGGUUAUCGCCGACAAUGAAGAGUGCUCAAAGCGGAUGGAAGGUCUGUGAUGAGGAGGCCAACGACAUUCUCACACGCCUGCAGGAAGCCGGAGUUGGUAAUGACCAGACUGACGAAAUCAUGAACGAUGGAGAAGAAGCGGAAGAAGAGAUUGACCUGAGCUUCCACGAAAUCUUCAGCGAUGUCGAAGAUGAGGAACUCCGAGACAGCAAUGAGGAUGGCGGAGAUCUUGACAACCACUUCCACAACCUUGGGAGCGACGUCGAUGAUAAAGAGGAAACUGGAGGCUUCGACAGUGAGGAGGAAGCGGGGGACCACGAUGAUGACGACGAGACUGGGGACUGCCUUGAAGUCACGAGCGAUGGCGACGACGAUGAUUAUGUUGACGGAUAG